AUGGUUAUUACAUAUACAAAGAAUAGUGACUGUGUUAACACACGACCUUAUUUUUCAGAAAGGCGUGAACAGUUAACAACUAAAGGUCAAGAAAAUCGAUUGGAGAAUACUAGCAGGGUUACCCUCACCUACUCUAGUGAUACAAGUGUAUCCCAGGAGAAGCAUCCAGGACCAUCAUUCUUACAAAGUGUGGAGACAUCUAUACAUGGUAACUAUUUUGUUGUCAGUUUGUCUGCUGCUGACAUAGCUGUGGCAGUAUAUUCAUACCCUGCAAUUGUUGUCUCAGUUUUUUACAACAGAUGGAUGUUGAGUCAGUUUCAUUGCAGAAUUAGUGCUGCCAUCAAGUGUUUAAGUUGUAUUGGAUCUGUCUAUAACAUCACAGCAAUGGCUAUCAACCGCUAUUGCUGUAUCUGCCAUAGUCUCAGCUAUGACACAAUUUACAGCAAGAAAAACACCUGCAGCUACCUCUGUCUUGUGUGGAUAUUGUCUGUUCUAACCUUGCUACCAAUUAUUUUUUUUGACAUGUUGGAUUAUGAUCCCAUAGUAUAUACAUGUACAUUCAUGCGCUCUGUGAAUCAACGGUGUACUCUUGUGAUUGAGUUUAUACAUUUCAUAAUACCUACAGCUGUAGUAUCAUUUUGUUACCUGAGAAUAUGGUUACUGAUUGUUCAUGUUAAAUAUCGCCUUAGGCAGGACAAGAAGCAAAAGAUUAAGUCCAGUGAAAUGCGUCAGAUGGUUAUAAUGUUUCUUGUUUCUGUGCUCUUUGCUCUGUGUUGGGGCCCAUACAGCAUAAUUGGUUUUGUAAUCAGCAUUAAUGCGACUGACAUUGCAACAGAGAUACCGCACUGGGUAUUUCUUGCUAGUACAUUUCUGGCUGACUUCAACAGUUGUUUAAAUGGAGUGAUUUAUGGAGUCUUCAACCAAAACUUCCGAAGUGAAUACAAAAAAAUAUUUUUUCUUCUGUUAUGCAAGUCAAGAAUAAUGACUGACAUAAAGCAGAAAAAUUCAUCUAGGCAGUCUAUGACAAAGACUACUGAAUGAAAUUGGUAACAGAAACUGACAUUAUUUUCUAUAUUACAUCUUUGUCUUACUUAACAGUGGAACAGUAUUUAUUCUGAAUGACAGAUAAAAGAAAACAGUAGGCAGAAGUUGCAAAUCCACAUACAUUUCAUCUGUUUAAUAAUUGUGCUUAAAGUGAAAUCAAUUUCCUUUUGUCUUAUUCAGGUCACUUUUCAUGUUGCUAACAAAAAAAAAAAAAAAAACUUGAAUGUUAAAAUGCAGAAGUGUGAUAUUUAACUACACUUUUCCAAAAAUAUCAACUGAGAUAAAUAAGAAAAUAUAGUGUUAGGUGCAUGUCUGAAUAGUCCAAACCAAGAAAAACACAUGUAUCAUCCAGAGAACAGCAGGAACAACAGGAACUCUUAUUUAUUGUAAAAAAAUUAACUCACUACAAAAGACAUAUUUGAGCUCCCAUCCCAACAGUACUAUGCUGGUGUAGGUGGGCACAUCGCACUAUUGUUUGCAUGUCUGAAUAGCACAAAAUCAAUUUUCAUGUCUUUUUGUUAUAAUAUAAAUGUAAUUGCAGACCCUCUCACCCUCAGUAAUGUAAAUUAUUCAUCAAAAAAUUUGGAGAUGCAUCUCAUCCUCAGACAAAACAACUAAAGAAAAUGUUUAUUUACCAAAGCUCAUACGUAAUUGUUAAAAUAAAUAUAUGACUGAUAUCAGGACUAACCAGUGGUAUGACAGAUUAGGACUGAAACACCCAAUGUCUAAUUUGACUCUGUUUCUUUAAAGAAUAUACUGUCAUAAAUUAGAUGCUGUACUUUGUUCAAGUUAUAUAAUGUGAUGGCUUAGAUUGUACUGUAGAAGGUGUGGUAGUUAUAUUGAAACUGAAUACUGUAUUAUGUCACCAGUUUUGCAUUAGAUCUCUUUUGAAGCUAUAUCCUGUACUGUUGAAUUAUAUUAAACUUUCUAGCACA
Messenger RNA from Protopterus annectens (West African lungfish), 1979 nucleotides. RefSeq names its product melatonin receptor type 1B-like. Bases 1 to 1041 code for a protein of 346 amino acids. The transcript is spliced from 4 exons. Gene Ontology annotation, cellular component: membrane. The record is from RefSeq and is a predicted model, not a curated record. Gene Ontology annotation, biological process: G protein-coupled receptor signaling pathway. Gene Ontology annotation, molecular function: melatonin receptor activity. Lineage: Eukaryota; Metazoa; Chordata; Ceratodontiformes; Protopteridae.